Westerdykella ornata is the source of this 1915-nucleotide messenger RNA. Its product is annotated as candidapepsin-4 precursor. The record is from RefSeq and is a predicted model, not a curated record. The transcript is spliced from 2 exons. NCBI's taxonomy places the organism in Eukaryota, Fungi, Ascomycota, Dothideomycetes, Pleosporales, Sporormiaceae. Gene Ontology annotation, biological process: proteolysis. The coding region runs from base 206 to 1636 and encodes 476 amino acids. Gene Ontology annotation, molecular function: aspartic-type endopeptidase activity.
GUAGUCUUUUCUGCCCCUCGUCCUCCACCUUAGCAGCGACCAGAGGUGCCUUCAGCACUUCGUACAACUACGAUCGACUGCGGUUGUCGUCCGUUCGGCCUUGCUCGAGCGAAGGGUUAGAUCAUUGCCUAUACAUACUAGCCCUCUUCUUCGCUACUAGCGGGGAGAUCUACAUCGUACAUUUCCCGGCCCACACUCAGCCAGCAUGCAUUGUUCCACCUUCCUAUUGGCUGCGGCAUCUGUGCUGCAGCUAUCCUCAGCUCUGAGACUGGUAUCCAGAGAGAACCCAAGAGUCUUCGGUCUAGACAUCCAACGUCGCCACAUAGAGAACCCAGCAGCACACGAUCGACUGCGCCGCAGACAGAAGACCGUCCAGCAGACGCUCGACAAUCUGGAGACCCUUUAUUUCGCUAACGGCACCUUGGGUACUCCACCGCAGAGGUUCCGCUUACAUAUUGACACCGGGAGCAGCGACCUUUGGGUGAAUGCCGCCAAUUCCACACUCUGCCAGGAGCAGGGCGAUCAGUGUAGCGACUCAGGUACCUACGAUCCCAACGCCUCGUCAACCUACGAGUACGUGAAUAGCGUCUUCAACAUCAGUUACGUCGACGGCUCGGGCGCCUCGGGAGACUAUGCCAGAGACACCUUUCAGUUUGGCGGGAAGACUUUGGAACGUCUGCAGUUCGGAAUUGGAUACGAGUCGACUUCUCCCGAAGGCAUCCUCGGUAUCGGCUACACGGCCAACGAAGUCCAGGUCGUGCGCGGUGGCCUCCCUCCCUAUCCAAACCUUCCUCAGCUUCUUGUCGACAAUGGAGACAUCAACACGAAUGCGUAUUCGCUCUGGUUGAACGAUCUUUCUUCGUCCACCGGCAGCAUCCUGUUUGGCGGUGUGGAUACGGAGAAGUUCCAGGGGACUCUCCAAUCACUCCCCGUCCUCACCAGACAAGGAGGCGUCCAUUCCGAAUUCGUCAUCGCUCUGACCGGACUGGGCCGGGACGGGAACGCAGGCUCCAUCUUCCAGAACGAAAACGUUCCCGUCCUCCUCGACUCCGGCUCCUCUCUCACGUACUUGCCAGACAACGUCGUUCGAACUUUGUACAGGACGUUCAACGCUCAGUACGAUGAAUCCCAAGGCGCCGCCUUCGUCGACUGCGCUCUUGCCAGCCAGCAAGGCUCUCUCGACUUUAGCUUCUCCGGCGCCACCAUCAGCGUCCCUUAUAACGAACUCGUCAUCGUAGCCGGAACCCGCCGUGGCCAGGACAUUUGCAUUCUUGGCAUCGGUCCCGCUGGUGACUCAACCUCCGUGCUGGGCGAUACGUUCCUUCGCUCCGCAUACGCUGUCUACGAUCUCGAAAACAACGAGAUCUCGCUGGCCCAGACCAACUUCAACGCCACGCAGAGCUCCAUCAAGGAGAUCCAGCCAGGAGCGGAUGGGGUUCCCAAUGCCUCCGGGGUGCGGAACGCGGUGUCUAGCGGUCUGGUGAGCUCAGGUGGCGGAAGGAUUGGGGCCCCGUCUGUCACCCCGACGGCAAGUGGGACAGGGGGGCAUAGUGGUGCCGCCGCGUCCAUGUAUACGCCGCAGUGGGGUCUUGGAGCGGGAGCCGCGGCGCUGCUGAUUGGGUUUAAUGGGCUCUGAUUGGGAUGUGGCUACGUUGCUAUGAUUGCGGGUGGGGGUUUUUUGUCUGAUUACGCUCUCCUUGUUUGUGGAUAUAUAACUCUCACGCUCACGAGGAUCCGGCAUGCAUUCUGGUGGCGUUUUUCGGUUGGGGGAUUGGGAUUGUAUAUACUACAUUACGGCCGCGGUCACGCUCGUUUCUUUUGGGGGUCAUUGGAAUUUUAGGGUUUUGGAUGGAGGAUAUCUGAAUUCGGGCAGCAAUGGUGCAUUUCCGGCUGGCUGGCCGAACGGUGCGAGCGA